Dicentrarchus labrax (European seabass) is the source of this 3540-nucleotide messenger RNA. It is a transcript of the gene rab33ba, whose product is annotated as RAB33B, member RAS oncogene family a. Bases 302 to 1018 code for a protein of 238 amino acids. Gene Ontology annotation, biological process: Rab protein signal transduction. Gene Ontology annotation, molecular function: GTPase activity; GTP binding. The transcript has 2 exons. Gene Ontology annotation, cellular component: endosome; Golgi apparatus. NCBI's taxonomy places the organism in Eukaryota, Metazoa, Chordata, Actinopteri, Moronidae. The record is from RefSeq and is a predicted model, not a curated record.
GACUUCCUUGGACAACACUGUACGUGGCUUCGCAGCUGAGGACUGGGAGUGUUUACCGGGAUGCACUCGUUUGAGACAGAGACAGUGUGAGGGUUGUUGACAGCGUUUGGACGUCGAAUACAUGUUGUGUCUUCCUCACGUAUGUUUUGAUAACGAACGGCAGCGGGUCUCGCGGGAGCUUCUUAUUGGCUGUAGCUGGUGUGACGGCGGCUGAGGACGCCUGACGGGCUGCUAACGUCAGUGCAGGAGCUGCUGAGGUGGAAGGCUUCCCCCUGCUGAACGUCCAGCCUGCCGGUGUGACAUGGCGGAGAGCGGGUCGUCGGUUGAAUUCUCCGGCUCUCUGACUCUCCCGCCGCCGAGGACCCGCAUCUUCAAAAUCAUCGUGAUCGGGGACUCGGGUGUCGGGAAGACCUGCCUCACCUACCGCUUCUGUGCCGGGAAGUUCCCCGAUAAGACCGAGGCCACGAUCGGGGUGGACUUCAGGGAGAGGCUGGUCGAGAUUGACGGGGAGAAAAUCAAGAUCCAGCUGUGGGACACUGCAGGUCAGGAGCGCUUCAGGAAGUCCAUGGUGCAGCACUACUACCGCAACGUGCACGCUGUCGUCUUCGUCUACGACGUCACCAACGCUGCCAGCUUCCGCAGCCUCCCAGCCUGGAUAGAGGAGUGCAAGCAGCAUGCAUUGGGUACAGAGGUACCCAGGAUUCUAGUCGGAAACAAGUGCGACCUCCAAGACUCCAUCCAGGUGGGCACAGACGUGGCGCAACAGUUUGCCGACGCCCAUUCCAUGCCUGUGUUUGAGACGUCCGCAAAGAACCCAAACAGCCAGGACGGAAACUAUGGUGGAGGGAACAGUGACCACGUUGAGGCUAUUUUUAUGACGGUGGCCCACAAGCUGAAGUCUCAGAAGCCUCUGGUAUUGAGCCAGCCACCCGAGGGAUCAGGGGGUACCAUCAACCUGAGCAGGGUGAGGGAUGAUGGGGGAGAUGGGUCCAGGAGCUGGAGCUGCAGCAGCUGCUGAGGGAGGAAGAUGGAGGGAAAGAGGGAGACAACUUCAGCCUGAGGCUGCACAAAGAGAUUGAAGACGGAAGGAGCAGAGGAAAGAGGCUGAGAGAGAGAACGGUUCUAGCUAAAUGGCUUCAUAAUCAGCACAACACAUAGAUGAAUGUCUCAAAAGGACACUUUUUUUUUAAUGCUUGUGCUUAACUUUAUAAAUGACUUUAAAUGGUCGUGGGGUACAAUUUACAGAUUACAGAUUGUUGUUGUUGUUGUUGUUGUUUAGGGAUGCCAAAAUCAAGUUGGAAAUGAUCCUGAGUGAGGGGCCAAAACCGAGUCUCACUCAAUGAUUUAAGCUCCGAGCUUGCGCCACUGAAAUGCUCUUAUCAUCAUGUAUUCUGUGGCAACAGAAAACAUGUAUGCAGAGUGGCAUUAAUAAAUAAGGGAUUUGCGAUAUACAUUUCUUUAUUUACAGUUUUACCAUGGCCUGAUGGGAGGGUAGGACUUAUACAGGGGGGAAACAGAACGUGUUAAAAUACAGCCUCUGCCAUUUUGUUUGUAAUUUUAGGCCAUAAUCUGUGACAGUGUAGUAUAGACGGUAUUAUAUUGAAAGGUGUUUGUGUUAUUUUAACUGCCUCUUUUUUGUCAUUUGUGUUUGCGUUCAUCUGCGAUGCUCACUUUGGUUUAAGCUCAGCCGUUUCCUUAAAGGUGCCCUGUGGAGUUCCCUUGUAAACAAACAAUAAUGUGUUUCCUCUUCAUGAAAUCAGCAUCAUUAAAGGGGCUGUACGAUAUAUUUAACACUAACAUUAUUUAACACUUCAGCCAUCAAAGUCAAGACACCAUGCAAUGUUAGUGUUAAUGUCUGGUAAUGGAAUUGGUUGUCCCAAUAAUCGAUAUUUUUAUAAUAACAGUGGACGGUGUGAGAGGAGGCGCAUAUUGUGAUGAACCUAUAAAGAGUUAACACUGCAAUCUACAGCUCCCCUCAGCUUAACUGAGCUUUACAGUGAGCUUUAGUUUAAAAGUACUCUCUCGGCGGUAGGAGGCCAUUUUUUGUGAAGCGGGAAAAAAGAUUCUGUAAGUCAUUAUAAUGAGAAACUUUCUCAAUAUUUUGAUUUGGUAUCUGAAAAUAAUGACUUUGUGAUGAAGUCAUUAUUUAGAGAUUCUAAGUCAGUAUUUUAAGGGAGUUUCUUGUUAGUGGAAAUGGGCUUCCGUAGAAGGCAGCUGUUUUCUGGGAAAAAGCUUUAAAACCCCGCUGUACACUACCUGCUCAGCACCAGACAGUUGACAGUCAGUUAUGAGACAGAAUGCGAUGGUUGAAUGAACUGUAUGGGCAGUUCUCCUAGCCGUCAGUAACAGUUGUGAACAAUGUGAGGAGGGAGUAAAAAAGUAGACCCCUGCUGGCUAAUGCUUGUUGAGCUCAGUUUGUUAGCAUGCAGCAGCGGAGCUAACACUCUGCAUAAUGGCGGCGUGAUGUUUAAGGACCAGUGUGUACAGCGGCAUCUAGCAGCGAAACUUUUUCUAAGCUAAUAAGAACACAACAAUGCUUCCUUUCAGCUGAUUACACACUAAUAAAACAUACCUAUGAAUAUUAUAUUCCAGUUCUGCCAGUAGAUCCUCCUCAAUGUUACACACUGGACCUUUAACAUCUCAAGGUGAAUCUUUAAAAACACAUCUUUUGGGGAAUGUAACAGGAAUGGUCGGUUCAUUUAACGAUAAAGGACACAAAGGGAACCUGUAAGGACAGUCUCUGUUAGCCGUUCCCUUCUCUUGGUGAACAAGAGUUUAGUACUGUGUAGGAUAGCCAGUGAAUCAAACACAUACCUCUCAGUGUGUAAGGCUUAGUAGUGUCCACCUCUACAUGUACAUGGAUGCCUAAACCCACUACUUAUCCCGUAUGUAAGCUUGUGCUACAAUAUUCAGCAUGUCUCUCAAACACCAUUGUAUGAUAACUGCUGACGUUAACUUCUUCAUAUGCCAUAAUGCAUCAGACUGCAGCGUUGUGUCUUAGUGGUUAGGGACGUUUGUCGUGGCCACAGCUGGUCCUGUGGCUCCUCUGCCGAUGGCCCCCGUGUUAAUGUCUUCUUCAAGGAUGUGGACUGUCAAUCAGACCAAAAGGCCUUCUCUCAGGACUCUGUUCAGAGGCUAUGCACACGGACGGAAAAGACUUUCUAAGCACAGACGCGGGCUGUUAUCUGCAGCUGUGCGGCUUGUCAGUAAUGUGACAUCAUGUGGGUGUUUUAUUGUUUUACAUUUGGUUGCUGCUUUCUUCUUCAAGUGUCCUUUGUUUUUGAUAAAUACCCCCCCCCCCCCAACCAUCCGCCUUCACACCGGGUCCUGCUAUAAUUUCCUUUGCCUUACUUUAUUUCACUACAGCCAUGAACAGGAAAUAUUGCUACUGUAUCUCUCACUGCAAAUGCCCAGAAAGAAAAACAUCCAAUUACAGAUCGGUAUUAAUUCACAAAGUGGCUGGUGAAUGAACCUGCUGGAGUAGUUGCAAUGGUUUUGUCAUGUGUAACCUUGCAAUAAACUACCUUGGACAUUUCAAAA